Psammomys obesus (fat sand rat) is the source of this 1108-nucleotide messenger RNA. RefSeq names its product vomeronasal type-2 receptor 116-like. Gene Ontology annotation, molecular function: G protein-coupled receptor activity. The annotation marks the transcript as partial. NCBI's taxonomy places the organism in Eukaryota, Metazoa, Chordata, Mammalia, Rodentia, Muridae. The transcript has 3 exons. The record is from RefSeq and is a predicted model, not a curated record. Gene Ontology annotation, biological process: G protein-coupled receptor signaling pathway. Gene Ontology annotation, cellular component: membrane.
UUUGCCUUCCAAAAUAUACCAGUAUGUUCUAUCAUUGUAUUUUGCUAUGGAUGAGAUCAAUAGUAACCCGUACCUUUUACCCAAUGUGUCUCUGGAUAUUGCAUAUUUUAAAGGUAAAUGUAAGGGUUAUUUAUCAUUAUUCACUCAUCUAAAUAUAGUGACAAAAUAUCUUUACCCUCUUCCUAAUUACAUCUGUGAUGUGAGAACCUGUGUGAUGGCACUUACGGGCCCACUGUGGAGAACAUCUGCCCAAGUGGCAUCAAUCCUACAGAUCAACCUUAUCCCACAGAUUACCUAUGGACCAUUCCACCCUCUCCUGAAUGACCAAGACAAGUUUCCUAAUCUGCAUCAAAUUGCCUCCAAAGACAGAUUCCUGUCUGAAGCCAUGGUAUCCUUGUUGAUACAUUUCAGCUGGAUGUGGGUGGGACUGGUCAUCCAAGAUGAUGACCAAGGUAGACAAUUUCUCUUAGACGUAAGAGAAGAAAUGCAAAGAAAUGGAGUCUGUGUAGCCUUUGUAAAUAUGAUCCCAGAGAACAUGCAGUUAUUCAUGACAAGGGUUGAGAAAUAUUACCACCAAAUCAUUACAUCAUCAGCAAAUGUUGUAAUCAUUUAUGGGGAAGUGAACUCUACUCUAGAAGUGAGUUUUAAACACUGGGAAUAUUUAGGCACACAGAAAACCUGGGUCAGCACCUCACAAUGGGAUGACAUCACAAGGGAGAGUGACUUCAGCCCUACUGCAUUCCACAGGACUUUCACUUUUUCACAACAUCAUGGAGGUAUUUCUGCUCUUCCUAAUUUCUUGGACAGAAUGAAGUUCUCUAAGGACACACAUUAUUUUUCUCCUGAAAGACUGUGGUGGAUGUACACCAACUGUUCAAUAUUGAAAUCUAACUGUAAAACACAGAGUCAUUGUACAUUCAAUAACACAUGGGAAUUGGUAGCAUGGCACAGAUUUGACAUGGCCAUAAAUGAUGAGUGUUACAAUAUAUAUAAUGCUGUAUAUGCUGUGGCCCAUGCCCUCCAUGAAAUGCUUCUUCAAGAAAUAGAUUUUCUGCAAAGGAAAAAUGUGAGCGCACUAAUGAAUGAGUGCAUUCAGGAUGGGGAUUGA